AUUACAUUUCAACCGUCGAUAGUUAUAAGUUAAAAUGAGCGGCCUAGAUGUUAAAACCCUUAAUAAACCCGCGUAUCAUAUCAAUCAUAUCUGUUUUCCCUUGGUAGAAGAAGGAUUGAGAAGGAGGCUGCCUUGCCUUCGUUGAAUUUGCCUCCUUCCUUCCUCCAUUACUGCAACUGGAAAUCUCAACAAGAACAACCCAACCCAAGCUUUAAGAAUGUCAAUUUAGGAUUUUGGAGCUUCAAUUUAGGAUUUUGAAGGUUUAUCUUUUUGCUGAGGAUGAUGAGCACCCUUCAGAUUACUUCCUGCCAACCUUGCAACUACUUCAGAAACACAUCUCAAUCUCUCCGCCUCUCUUCGAAACCAACAGUAAUUCAGCACAAAUGCAUGGCCGUAUUGAAGAACAAGCAAUGGAGGGCUGUAUCUAAGUACCACCAAUCUGCUGGACCUGUCUGCUUAUUGGGUGGCAAGGGAAAGAAUGAAAGUGGUGGUGGUGAUGAGGGUUCCCCCUGGAAGGCUCUUGAGAAAGCAAUGGGUAAUUUGAAGAAGGAAGGUUCAAUAGAGGAUGUAUUACGUCAGCAGAUUGAAAAGAAGGAAUUCUAUGAAGAGAGAGGCGGCGGCGGCAGUGGCGGGGGCGGCGGCAGCAGUGGUGAUGGUGUAGGUGGCUCUGGUGGAUCCGAGGAUGAAGGCCUUGAUGGAAUCUUGGAUGAAACACUGCAAGUAAUUCUAGCAACCAUUGGAUUUAUUUUUCUGUAUUUUUACAUCAUCAGUGGCGAGGAGUGGACUCGGCUAGCAAAGGACUACCUCAAGUUUGUGUUUUCAGGGUCCAAGAGUAUUCGUUUGAAUCGUGCCAUGUACAAAUGGGGAAGGUUCUACAAGCAGCUGACUGAGAAGAAGCAGUAUGAUAAAUUCUGGUUGGAAAAGGCCAUAAUCACUACCCCAACUUGGUGGGAUAGCCCUGAAAAGUACCGCCAUAUCGUUAGAUCUAAUUUAGCAUCAGAUUCAGAUGACUAAUCCAAGUCGCAUUGUAUAACCCUUCCCUCUUCCGUGUGCCAUUUCCUUUUUAUUUUGGAGGAUUGUAUAAGUUCCCAGUUCUUUUCUUCUUUUUUUGGGUAUGAGUUUUCCAGUUUAAAGCCUACAUUUUAUUGC
Prunus avium (sweet cherry) is the source of this 1149-nucleotide messenger RNA. Its product is annotated as nucleusenvelope protein. The record is from RefSeq and is a predicted model, not a curated record. NCBI's taxonomy places the organism in Eukaryota, Viridiplantae, Streptophyta, Magnoliopsida, Rosales, Rosaceae. Gene Ontology annotation, cellular component: chloroplast.